AUGAGUGCCCUCACACGCCCCCAUCUUGGGCUUUGCCUCUGGCUGUGGCUGGGUGUCGCCUUGGGACUUGGCCAGGGACAAGCGAGCAGCUGCCUGAGGCUGGCCGUGCUGCCCGAGCACCGGCUGCAGACGAAGUGGAGGGAGGCGGAGGGAAGCGGCUUCGGCUUCCUGGGGCAGGUGAAGCCCGCGGCAGGGGACGCAGAGCAGGAGGUGGUUCUGACCACCAAGGCCCCAGUGGGGCGCUUGAGCCCCUCCAAGGGCUACACCGUGCAGAUCUUCAAGCUCACCGGCUCCGGGAACGCCCUGCUGGCGCAGAGGGAGUUUGUGCGGAAGUCUGACCUGAAGAGUCACGCGACAAGCGGGAGCAGCCGGAAGCCCCCGGAGGCGGCCGCGGAGCCCACACCCUCCCAUGCGGGGAGCCCAGGCCCUGAGCCCCGAGUUGCCUCGUCCCCAGGUCAAGACUCCCCCAAGACGCCAGCCAACCCCCAGUUCUGCGGCACACCCCCCACACCCGGGGACAUGCUCUUCCUGGUGGACGGGUCCUGGAGUGUUGGCCAUAGUCAUUUCCAGCAGGUCAAAGAUUUCCUGGCCAGCAUCAUUGAGCCCUUUGAGAUCGGGCCAAAUAAAGUCCAAGUCGGCCUGACUCAGUACAGUGGAGACCCCCAGACCGAGUGGGACCUCCGCGCCUUCCGCAGCAAGGACAAGGUGCUGGCAGCUGUCUGUAGCCUCCGCUAUAAAGGGGGAAACACGUUCACGGGCCUGGCCCUGACUCACGUGCGGGAGCAGAACCUGAAGCCGGGAGCGGGGCCCCGCCCAGAGGCAGCCAAGGUGGUGGUCCUAGUGACGGACGGCAAAUCCCAGGACGAUGCCCAUGCUGCUGGCCGCGUCCUCAAGGACCUGGGUGUCGCUGUCUUUGCUGUGGGUGGGCAGAACGCAGACGAGGCCGAGCUGCGGCUCCUGGAGUCCCCCCCGCUAGACAUCACCGUCCACAGCGUGCGGGACUUCCCCCAGCUUGGCACCCUGGCCGGCUUGCUCAGCCGCCUCAUCUGCCAGAAGGUCCAAGGCGGGAGCCAGGGCCCUGGUGACUGUGGCCACCCCGGCCCCGGACACAUCUUCACUCCCGCCAGACUCACCUUGACCCAGGCGACCCCCUCCAGCAUCCACUUGUCCUGGACCCCAGACCCCCAGCUGCCGCUCAAGUAUCUGGUCACGUUGGCCUUCCGGGGUGGCCCCCCACAGGAGGCUCAACUGUGGCUCCUGUUCCGGGUGGUGCUGGACGGGCCUGCCUUGUCCAUGAUGCUUCACAACCUGACCGUUGGCCCCGAGUACUUGGUGUCUGUGCUCCCUGUCGGCGAGGCCGGGGUCGGCGAGGGUCUGGGGGGCCUUGUGACCACAGCACCUCUGCCUCUGCCCCAGGCACUGACCCUGGCUGCAGGGACACCCACCACCGUCCGCCUCACCUGGCGGCCAUUGGCAAGGCCACGCAGUACCUGGUGCCUGCUCGCCAGCCUCCCCGAGCCACCAGGAGGGGAGGCAGAGGAGGGUGCUUGCCAGCAGGUGCAGGUGGGGCAGCCAGAGGUGCUGCUGGAUGGCCUGAAGCCUGGCACGGACUACGACGUCCAGGUGCAGAGCUUGCAAGGGCCGGAGAAGUCGAUCUCUGACCCAGGACCCAGGAACCACCUGACGCUCCCCGACCUGCUGGCAGCCACCAAAUAUAGGGUCCAGGUCUCGGCGGUCUACGGAGCAAGGGAGAGCGCGCCAGUGUCUGCUACAGGCCGGAUGAUCUCUGAUCACGCCCACCCAGGCUUCCACCUCGUGGCUGGCUUCGACCUCGUGGCCGGCUUCGGGCUGGUGGAGCAGGAGCACGCGUCCUUCCGAGGCGUUGCCAUGGAGCGUGCGGCGUCCGGCUGCACCCGGACCUUCACGCUCUUGAAGGACGCUCGGCUGACCCGCUGGGCCAGCUCCCAGCUGGCUGCACCCCCACCGGAGCACACGGUGGUCUUCCUGCUGCGCGCGCUGCCCGAGACUCCCCGUGAGGCCUUUGCUUUACGGCAGAUGAAGGCUGAGGACCUGCAGCCCAUCCUGGGGGUCCUGCUGGACGCUGGCAGGAAGUCUCUGACCUACUUCAACCAUGACCCCAGGGCCACCCUGCAAGAGGUGACCUUUGACCUGCCCGAAGUGAAGAAGAUUUUCUUUGGAAGCUUCCACAAGGUGCACGUGGCCGUGGGCCACUCCAAGGUCAGGCUCUACGUGGACUGCCAGAAGGUGGCCGAGAGGCCAAUUGGGGAGGCCGGCAGCCCACCUGCCACAGGCUUCGUGAUGCUGGGGAGGCUGGCCAAGGCCCGGGGCCCCCGGAGCAGCUCAGCCACAUUACAGCUCCAGCUGCUGCACUUCGUGCGCAGGGACUCCUCAGGGAAGGACGUGUGCUGCGAGCUCCCUGCGGCGGUGGAAGGAUGGAGAGACUGCCUUGCCUUCUCUUCUGCCUGCACCUGUUCCUCGCAGACCCCUGGGCCCCCAGGGCCUCCAGGCCUCCCUGGAAGGAACGGAGCCCCAGGAGAGCAGGGCUUCCCAGGGCUCAGGCCUGUCAAGGCCGCCCCGUUCCUGGUGCUCGGGAGAGCUCGGGGCAGGCCUCCUUUAGAUGCGGAGGCCCACAAAGGCUUCUGA
Molecule: messenger RNA, 2664 nt
Organism: Mustela lutreola (European mink)
Lineage: Eukaryota; Metazoa; Chordata; Mammalia; Carnivora; Mustelidae
Gene: COL20A1
Product: collagen type XX alpha 1 chain
Molecular function (GO): protein binding
Source: RefSeq, a predicted model, not a curated record